AUGUCGGGGUCAUUUUGGAAGUUUGGACAGGAUUAUACGACUGAAUCUGCUAUAUCCAAGUUACUGAAUAGGGCAUUCAUUAAGAUAAAUGAUGAAGAGAGUCGUCCGGAAGAUUCGAAGGAGAAUAAGAAUAGUGGAAUUCUAAGCAUAGAUGAGAAAAACUUGGAGAAAGAUGAACAUAAAGAGGAUAAUGAGGAUGAAGAAAUUUUAGAUGAUGAUGAGGAAGAGGAGCAUAGUGAUACGGGGAAGUUAGAGGAUGAAGAUGUGGAGGAAAGUGAAGCUAACGAUAGUUGUCUGCCCACAAGUGAAGCCGAGUAUGCGGAUUAUAGGCCCAAUCUGGAUGUGCUGGAUGAACUUUUGGAUGAUGAAGAGCUGUAUACGGAGCUGAUGUGUUCUAACUUCAAAUUGUUGAUUUUUUUGAAGUAUCCUGAAGUAUUGUCCAAACUUAUAGAUUACGUGACGAAUCAAAGCGUUCUUGAAGAGGAUGUAGAUGGAUCGGAUCUGCCGGAAGAAGUUAAUGAUGACCCUGUGAUAGAAGAGGAAGGGGCGGUAUUUGAAAAAGGUAAGAAAGACGAUGAGAGCAAAGUGGAAGAAGAGCAGUCUGCUGAUAACAUUUCUGAAAUUUCAGAAGAGACAAGCAUAACGUUGCCACCGGAGUCUGAAGAACAAGUGGAAUCCAGAAGGGCCUGUAUGGCUGCUGAGAUUUUGUCUGCAGAUGUUUGGCCUAUCUCAUCGGCAAUUAUGGAAAAUGAGGCUCUCCUUCCAAGAUUAUGGUCCAUUAUGGAUCAUUCGUCACCUUUAUCGAUCGUUGCUUCUACCUAUUUCAUGAAGAUCAACGAAAGGCUCUUGGAUAUGGAUAUAACCGGUAUGAUGAAUUUUAUCUUGAAGCAGGAAAAUGUGGCAGAUAGGUUCUUGAAUCAUAUUGUCAAUCCGCCAUUGAUGGAUUUUCUGCUGAAAGUUAUCUCCACAGAUAAGCCUGAUACACCAACGGGAUUUAUUGAAACUUUCAAGAAACAGGAUUUGAUACCAAAACUUCUGGAUCACUUGAACCCAGAAUAUGAAACAGCUGUUCAGUCGGCAGCUGGAGAUUUUUUAAAGGCAUUUGUUACCAUAAGCGCUAAUUCUAAUAACGAACUUGCAUCUGGGAUUGGACCCAACGAACUAACAAGACAAUUAGUAUCAGAAGAGAUGAUGGAAAAACUCAUCAAGAUCAUGCUUAAAGGUGGUACAUCUUUAAGCAACGGUGUCGGGAUUAUUAUAGAACUCAUCAGGAAGAACAACUCGGAUUAUGAUUUUGUACAAGUGAUGUACACCACUUUGGAGACACAUCCUCCUAGCGAUAGAGAUCCAAUAUAUUUGGGACAUUUGGUCAAACUAUUCGCCAAAUAUAUGCCUCUUUUUGAUAACAUUCUGGUAGAAACAACUCUACCACCAUUAGAAACACCGUUUGGUAGCAUAGAACCGUUGGGUUUCGAGAGGUUUAAAAUUUGCGAACUUGUUGCUGAACUGCUGCAUUGUUCUAAUAUGACUUUAAUCAACGAACCUAUUGGAGAGAGUCUUGUGCAUGAUCGUGACAUUGCCAGGACUAAGCUGCUAUCUUCAGAAAGAGAAAAUGAUAAGGAAGUGGAGAAAAAAGAAGAACCUGGUGAUGAGCAGCAAGAGGUGUCCAAGAAAAUGGCUUCUCUUAAAUUAGAAAGCCGGGAGACUGAAGAUUCAGAUAGCAACUCGGAUUUGGAAGGAAACGCAGAGAAACAAGAAGUGGAGAAUACAGAUGUUGAAAUUCACUCCGAAGAAUCUUCGGAGCCUGAAGUAACAGAAAAGUCUUUACGUGAAAACCCAAUUGUUGGUGAUCAACUGAAAAUUGCUCUGCAUGAUACCAAGAUAAUCACCACUAUACUGAAUAUGUUUUUCCGGUUCUCAUGGAAUAAUUUCCUGCAUAAUGUUGUAUUCGAUAUUGUGCAGCAAAUCUUUAACGGUCCACUCAAGACUGGGUAUAACAGAUUUUUACUCGCAGACUUGUUGGUUCAAGCCAAUAUUACAAAACUAAUAAUGGAUGGUGACAAGAAGUGUGCAGAUUACGAGAAAGAAACUGGUCUUCGAUUGGGGUAUAUGGGUCAUUUGACUUUGAUUGCCGAAGAAGUUGCCAAGUUCUCAGCAUACGUGGAAGAAAUGAAGGUCACAUUCAGUGAUUCAGCAAUUUGGGAGAGUUUGAACGAACCAAGUUGGAAAGAAUACAUGGAAACGGUGCUUGCAGAAACAAGAGAAAAGUACAACACAGUUCUAGGAGAUUUUGCCGACGAUGAAGAAGAAGAGGGCAACGCAGACGAUGUAAUAAACGAGCAUGAUAUCGGCGAGGAAGCGGAUGAAAGCGGCGACCGAGAAGGAAACAUAAACGGGUCAAACUCUUAUCGGAACUUUCUCGAAUCCGCACAUGAAGAUAAUGAGGAGGUCAAUGGAGAAGACAACGACCUAGAAAGUUCGACCUACUAUGAGUACAUUAAUGGAGACGGCAGUAAGACUAGGUUACAUCUGAAUCCAUCCAUAGAUUACGAUGCUCCACAUGAAAAUGUGGCUGGAGAGCUACUAGCCAAUAGCGAUACCGCCGACGAAGAUAAUAGAUUCAGCAACUACAUGUCGCAUCAAUUGGGGAGAAGUUUCAACAGCAGCCACUAUGGAGCCGAUGAGUUCGCAGAUGAUCAGGACGAUGAAGAUGCGGACGAUGAGAACACAGAAUCAAACGAUGAAACCUGGACAGCUGCCUCUGAUGCUUUUUCUCUAAACGGCACAACGAGGAGGUCGGCACCAUCAAACGCUGAGACAUACGACAAAAAUGUCUUUCAACAUCAGUUCGAAUUAGAUGGAGUCGGAGAUGAGGACGACUAUAUGGACCCCAAUGAUGAUGGACAAUCUUACGCGAAGCCGAACCAUCCGUUGUACAGCAACAUUAUAACACCAACAGCUUCUCAUAGGCCGACAAACUCUACUUAUGACAGAAACGGAUUCAAUGAUGCUGAGGAUGAUAUCAGUGAUGACAGUGAUGCCGAACUGGAGGAUUUGGGAGCCGGUGGAGUAAAAGAUUCAUCGAUAGGCGAGGAUGAUACAGAAGCUGGCUACUCGCUUUGCAGAUCUACCAGUAAAGAUAAUCUUUCGUGGGAUGAAAAUGAGCAAGACAGGUUAAUGGAAGUGGUCAAUUACAAUAGACAGCAAAAUACCGGCAAAUAA
Torulaspora delbrueckii is the source of this 3222-nucleotide messenger RNA. RefSeq names its product Sap185p (gene SAP185). The coding region runs from base 1 to 3222 and encodes 1073 amino acids. Gene Ontology annotation, molecular function: protein phosphatase regulator activity; protein phosphatase binding. The record is from RefSeq and is a predicted model, not a curated record. The transcript has a single exon. Gene Ontology annotation, cellular component: nucleus; cytosol. NCBI's taxonomy places the organism in Eukaryota, Fungi, Ascomycota, Saccharomycetes, Saccharomycetales, Saccharomycetaceae.